Peronospora matthiolae is the source of this 1428-nucleotide messenger RNA. The record is from the annotation of a GenBank genome assembly. NCBI's taxonomy places the organism in Eukaryota, Oomycota, Peronosporomycetes, Peronosporales, Peronosporaceae.
AUGACGUCACUGCGAAUAAUAGGCUUAGAGUUCAUCACGGCAAAACUACCAAGAGGCCAAGGCGCGAUCGGCACCAAGUGGGUGUUCAAGAUCAAGCGCAAAGCGGAUGGAUCGGUCGAGAAAUACAAGGCGCGUCUCGUUGCCAAGGGCUUCAAGCAGAAGUACGGCAUCGACUACACAGAGACGUUCUCGCCCGUGGUCAAGUACGUGACACUGCGUAUGGUGAUCGCGAUCACCAAGUAUUUCGACUGGCCACUGGACCAACUCGAUGUGGUGACAGCCUUUCUCUACGGAGUGAUGAAGGAGAAGGUGUACUGCGUGGCGAUCUACGGUCUCAAGCAAGCUUCACGUGUGUGGAACGAGACUUUCGAUGAGUUCGUAUGCUCUAUCGGUUUCGAAGCGUCGGCGUUCGACCCAUGUCUCUACAUCAAGGUUGUCGAUGGUCACUGUGUGCUCGUGCUGGUCUACGUGGAUGACGUGUUGGUCACCGGCAGCUCGCUCGAGUUGAUUGCGCAGACGAAGGCCGACCUCAAGACGCGUUUCGAGAUGACCGACAGUGGCAAGUGUACUUUUGUACUGGGCAUCGAACUGGUGGACGAAUCGGAUGGCAGCGUGACGAUGUGCCAGCGACGGUAUGUCAACGACAUCCUCAAGCGCUUCGGCAUGGAUGAGUGCAAGGCCACAUCAAGUCCGGUCGACUUGAGCACUCGGCUUGUCGCAAGCACCGAAGCGGCCAAGAUCGACGUUCCGUUUCGUGAAGCUGUGGGAGCUUUGAUGCACUUGACGACUGCGACGCGCCCGGACAUUGCGUAUGCUGUGGGGUACGUCUCGCGCUUCAUGGAGAAUCCGCAGCAAGAAUAUUGGACGGCGGUGAAGCGCAUCUUUCGUUACUUGCAAGGGACCAAGUCGCACGGACUCCGAUUCCAGCCAAGCGAUAAGAUCGACUUUCGUGGCUACUCGGACGCGGACUGGGCCGGCGACCACGCUGAUCGCAAGUCGACUUCGGGUUACACUUUCAUGCUGAUGGGUGCUCCUGUGAGUUGGGGAAGCAAGAAGCAGUCAAGUGUGUCGCUGUCGACGAGUGAAGCGGAAUACAUCGCACUGAGUCUGGCCAUCCAGGAAGGCAAGUGGGUGCAUCGCCUGCUAUGCGAGAUUUUGGCGGCCGCAAACGAACCAGGACCGGACCUCGUCAUCCGUGAAGACAACCAGUCGUGCAUCAAGAUGACAAAGAAUCCGGUGAAUCAUGGCCGCGCCAAGCACAUCGACAUCAAGUACCAUCACAUCCGUGAUGAGGUCAAGCGCGGUGAAGUGCAGCUCGAGUAUUGCGAGACUUCCGUGAUGAUGGCGGACAUCAUGACCAAGGGACUUUCGGGACCUCGUCACAAGGACUUGACGACGGCUCUCGGCAUUCGUGCGAGUUCGGAUUGA